Acanthosepion pharaonis is the source of this 462-nucleotide messenger RNA. Lineage: Eukaryota; Metazoa; Mollusca; Cephalopoda; Sepiida; Sepiidae. The record is from the annotation of a GenBank genome assembly.
AUGAAAAUUGAUGUUACAGUUUCUGCAGUUUCCGUUUAUCUAAUUAAUUUCGUUAAUAUUUCGACAGCAACCUAUCUAUCUAUCUAUCUAUCCCAGUUGUCGACUUCUAUCUAUCUAUCUAUCUAUCUAUCUAUCUAUGUAAAUCAUUUCUUUUAUUUUUUUUUGAUUUCUAUCUAUCUAUAUCUAUCUAUCUAUCUAUCUAUCUAUCUAUCUAUCUAUCUAUGUAAAUUAUUUCUAUUUAUUUUGUAUACCUAUUUUUUGAUUUCUAUCUAUCUAUCUAUCUAUCUAUCUAUCUAUCUAUCUAUCACUCUGUAUAUAUUAUUUAUUUUUUCCUCUCUGUCACUGUGUUUAUGCGUGCUUGUAUAUCUUCUUUAUUUCAUUCUUGAUCCUCUUUUUCUUUUGUGUUUUGUGCCUUCUUUCUCGUCUUCUUUUCGUUGCUUUCCUUGUUCAUUCUUGCAAUGA